Messenger RNA from Cetraspora pellucida, 790 nucleotides. NCBI's taxonomy places the organism in Eukaryota, Fungi, Glomeromycota, Glomeromycetes, Diversisporales, Gigasporaceae. The record is from the annotation of a GenBank genome assembly.
AGAUUUUACUUCCAUUAAGGAUGCUAUUUUGUCAGUUGAAGCAAAUCGUUCUACACUUGCUGACUGUUAUAUUAAUUUGAUGAGAAUUGCUGCGGCAAUACAAAAUCUUCCUACUGAAGAAUAUAGAGGAUUUCGCAAUUAUUGUAUUAGAAAGUUUGAUCAAUGGUUUGAAGAAUUUAAUGAUCCUGCUUAUCAACUUACAUAUUUUCUUCACCCAGCAUACAAAGGUAUUGGAUUAAAAUUUGGUACAUUUUCUUUAAUUGCAAGUUAUGCUGGAAAGUUAUGGCAACAAAUGGGCAAAUCUCAAGAAAGUUGUAAAGCUUUAAUUACACAACUGCAUUUUUAUAAAGGGCAAGAACAAAAUAUAAAUAGAAAUCCAAAUCCUUAUGUUGCCCUUUAUACAAUUGAUCGAUUAGAAGGGCUGGCAAAAGUUUAUCGGUUCAAUUUAUCAAAUCCUAUAGAUCAACUUCGUCAUACUCAAUUUAUAGUAAUAACUCCUGAAAUAAUGUCUGAUAUUGCAGAAACAGUUUUUAAAGAAUUUGAAGAAGAAAGAUUAGUGGAAGAAGAAGACAUAGAAUUGUCUAAUCCUACUGAAGAUCUUUAUUCUAAUGAAAUAGAUUUAAAUUUGAAUGUUUUAAGUUUUAUUAAUCUUCGUUCUUUAGUUUUUACAAACUCUGAAGAUCGUUAUGAAAAUGAGGUGUCAAAUGAAAUUGAGUCAGAUGAUGAUUUACAAAAAAAUGAAUAUGAUGUAGAUGAAAUUAUUUCUAGACAGUUCAAUGAUUCAUAUUAG